Scomber japonicus (chub mackerel) is the source of this 6157-nucleotide messenger RNA. It is a transcript of the gene rbpjb, whose product is annotated as recombination signal binding protein for immunoglobulin kappa J region b. The record is from RefSeq and is a predicted model, not a curated record. Gene Ontology annotation, biological process: Notch signaling pathway; regulation of transcription by RNA polymerase II. Bases 107 to 1579 code for a protein of 490 amino acids. NCBI's taxonomy places the organism in Eukaryota, Metazoa, Chordata, Actinopteri, Scombriformes, Scombridae. The transcript is spliced from 11 exons. Gene Ontology annotation, cellular component: MAML1-RBP-Jkappa- ICN1 complex; nucleus. Gene Ontology annotation, molecular function: RNA polymerase II cis-regulatory region sequence-specific DNA binding; DNA-binding transcription activator activity, RNA polymerase II-specific.
GCGGAUUGUUGGGGCUUGUAAAAAAAAAAAAAAAAGGGGGAGAAGAAGAAGAGAGGAGAAAAAAGGAUAUCGCGAGUAUUGGAGUUUUGGUGAGAGUUUGUGGAAGAUGGCGCCUGUUGUGACAGGGAAGUUCAGGGAGCGCCCUCAGCCACAGCGCCUAACAAGAGAAGCGAUGAGGAAUUACCUGAAGGAGCGAGGUGACCAAACUGUCAUGAUCCUGCACGCAAAAGUUGCACAGAAAUCCUACGGCAAUGAGAAAAGGUUCUUCUGCCCCCCUCCCUGCGUCUACCUGAUGGGCAGCGGCUGGAAGAAAAAGAAGGAACAGAUGGAGCGGGACGGCUGCUCCGAGCAGGAGUCGCAGCCCUGUGCCUUCAUUGGCAUCGGCAACAGCGACCAAGAAAUGCAACAGCUUAACUUAGAGGGAAAGAAUUAUUGCACAGCCAAAACCUUGUACAUAUCCGACUCCGACAAGAGAAAGCACUUCAUGUUGUCCGUCAAGAUGUUCUACGGUAACAGCGCUGACAUCGGUGUCUUCCUCAGCAAGAGGAUCAAAGUCAUCUCCAAGCCCUCCAAAAAGAAACAGUCGCUCAAAAAUGCUGACUUGUGCAUUGCAUCAGGGACCAAGGUGGCACUGUUCAACCGGCUGCGGUCCCAAACAGUCAGCACACGCUAUCUACAUGUGGAGGGCGGCAACUUUCACGCCAGCUCCCAGCAGUGGGGCGCCUUCUACAUCCACCUGUUGGAUGACGAGGAGUCAGAAGGAGAAGAGUUCACUGUGAGAGACGGUUACAUCCACUACGGUCAGACAGUCAAGCUGGUUUGCUCCGUCACCGGCAUGGCUCUGCCCAGACUGAUCAUCCGUAAAGUAGACAAGCAGACGGCGUUGCUGGACGCCGACGACCCCGUCUCCCAGCUCCACAAGUGUGCCUUCUACCUGAAGGACACAGAGCGCAUGUACUUGUGCCUUUCCCAAGAAAGGAUCAUCCAGUUUCAAGCUACUCCAUGCCCAAAGGAACCAAACAAGGAGAUGAUCAACGACGGCGCCUCCUGGACAAUCAUCAGCACAGACAAGGCCGAAUACACUUUCUACGAGGGCAUGGGCCCUGUCCACUCGCCUGUCACCCCCGUGCCUGUGGUAGAGAGCUUACAGUUAAAUGGUGGUGGGGACGUCGCCAUGCUGGAGCUGACAGGACAGAACUUCACUCCAAAUCUGCGGGUCUGGUUCGGAGAUGUUGAGGCUGAGACCAUGUACAGGUGUGCAGAGAGCAUGCUGUGCGUGGUGCCCGACAUCUCGGCCUUCCGCGAGGGCUGGCGCUGGGUGCGGCAGCCCGUCCAGGUGCCCGUCACGCUGGUGAGGAACGACGGCAUCAUCUACUCCACCACACUGACCUUCACCUACACGCCGGAGCCCGGGCCGCGGCCACACUGCAGCGCCGCCGGGGCCAUCCUGCGGGCCGGCAACUCCAGCCUGCUGAGCAGCAACAGCCAGGAGCCCGGCUCUGGCGUCUACGGCCCCAACAGCACCUCCAACGCAGGAGUCACAUCCUCAUCCUCCACCGCCGCAGCUGUGGUCUCCUAACGCACACAGGGGGCCACUCAAUACAAUAUGCCUUGAGAGCAAAUAUACCAUAAGGUAUAUAAAGACUAUGGGAAAUAAUAAAACUGACUCACUCUAAAGUGCUGCGUAUUAAUUUUGGAUACAAAGAAGCUGAAAUGGAAAAAUCGGUGGGACAAAGGAGCGAACGCAGGGGGAAUCUGAAGGAGGAGUGACAUCACAGAAGUUGUCAGCCAACGGGAAUAUGCGAAAGUGCUCCUUGACACGCACCCUCUCCUGUGGUUACUUUUAGGGACCUGCCUAUCCAGUUCUGGUGUUUGGAACGAGUGACGUUCCCGCAGGCUCAGAGCACCAGCACCUUUCUACAGCUGUGAGAAUGGAAACCACAACAACAAUACAUCCACCAUGUACAAAAAAAAAACACAACAAAAAUAAAAUUGCGUCGAAAGGAAAGGUAUAUUUUUUGCGCCGCCCUUCUCCCACCCACCUUCCCCAACCCCCGCCCGCCACUUGUUUUAUAAUUAUUCCUUUUUUUUUUUUUUUUUUUGUUAUUUUGCAUUAAUUUGUGGUUUCCUAAAGGGGGCUGGAUGUAUUGUUGUUGGAGGGAGCGCAAGGAUGCAGAGGGACACACAAAAAAACGUGACGAUAACAUAGUUUUUAUGGACCAAGGAUCUUGUAUAAGCUUUAGUAAAGGUACAUUUUUCUCCAUACCUUUUUUGUAUUAAACAUAUAGUACACUUUUGUUACCAAAUAGUUUCUAUUCUUCCUCUGAGCUCGGGCUUUGUUUUCCCCUUUGAGGUCCAAAAUCCCAACCUGUAUGUUAUUGUGACCUUACUACAAACGCCUGCUUUUUGUCAGUCUUCGGACUGAACUUUUUGUUUUGAUACUCUUGCUUCUUCUGUUGGGGAAAUAUCUGAAGUCUGGGUUGUUAAUUUACAUAAGCGAAGGUUUGUUUUUGUUUUUGUUUUUUGUUUUUUAAAUUGGGGAAUAACCUCAGAGGGCCUAUUUUUUAUCAUUGGUUUUUAUGAAGUCUUUAAAAAGAAAAGCUUUAAGCAACGCCUCUGCCUUGCCUGCAAUACUCUGUGUGCGCUAUGUCUCCUUAUGGUUUUGGAAAGUAUACACAUCAGUACAUCUCACACGGAGCCACAGCAACGAUUGCUGAAUCCAUCAAAAACUAGACUUCCAUGGUUACGAACAUAAGUCGGUUUGUCAUUUUCAAACUAAUGUAAUAAGCGUAGUCAUUGACUUAAAAGGAUAGCCUUAGUACUGUAUAAUAUUACUGUGUACACAGUCCAACCAAUCACAUAUCUAAUAUCCUGUAUCUGUUGCUCUAUUGGUCACUGUUAACGUAUCAGAUAAUGUAGUGAAACGUUGUCAUUUUGCUCUCUAAACUGCACCUCGCAGGGUGUCUUCAAGUGUGUGCUGUAGUUCUGGUGGCAUUUAACUCCACAACCAAAAAAACAAAAACAAAAAAGGAAAAAAAAAAAAAAAACGGACACUUUUCAAUUUGUUGUGGCCUUACUGAUAACUUCAAUUACAAAAAAAAAAAUUAUUUCACCUUUUUCUUAUCUUACUCACCGUGGAAGAACCUGUCCAUAGCACAAAAACAAGCUAUUGCCUCGCUUCUUAUCACAGGAGCUCUGCUGUUUUGAGCUCAUGGCGCGGCUCCAGAAACACCUUCUCAUGCAAAAGCAGCCUUCUGGAGAAUCUCUUCGCCGUCAUGUCGGCGUCCAAGUACCAUAAACCCCUGUUUUUUAUUCUCAUGCGGUGCCCGGCACCUUUUCCACUUUUGGUACAAAAUGUCUCACGAGCGCUGUAAGCUCUUUCAGCCUUCUUUUUUAUCUCCUGUGGGGUUUUUUUUUUCUUUUCUUUCUCUUUGCAGAAACAAGCGUGUGUGUUCAUUUGUAAACUCACUGUCAGAGUAGUUGCACUCAUCCGUGUUCAUGGCGACCGCGUCUCCUGUAGGAGCAUAAAGGCCUUCUAAAUGUCUAUUAUUGAAGAUGUGCAUUUCCAAACAUAACAGCAAUAUUGUACAGGUCAUUUCUUUUCACGUCAUCCUUUUUUUUUUUUGUUUUUUUUUUGUUUGUUUGUUUGCCUGAGCACUAGUUCACCAGCCAGCCAAUAUAUGUGUGUGUGGGUGCGUGUGUGUAACUGUCAUAUGUAGUUGCUGUAAUGGAUUGUUGAGUCAGACUCACUCCAUUUCAAACUGCUUUCCAAAAACACGAAAGAAAAAAAAAAAAACUUGAUACUUUUGGGUUUUUCUGUCUUCCACCGGGAUCCAAAUGUCUGAUAAAUGUGGAGAAACACUCAAAGGCAAUACUUGUGAUCUUAGUAUUACAGUGCAACUGUGUAUACGCUUCCGAGAGAAAAAAAAAGAAAGAAAGAAAGGAAAAAAAAAAAGAACAAUACUGUAACUUGAAUGUCAGCUUAAUGAAGUAUUUCAAAUUUUUCUUACAAACCCUUGAAAUAGGAACAAAAAAGGAUUCGCUUGCACCCCUUCGAUGUAAAAAAAAAAAAAGAGAAAAGAAUUAAGUUAUGCCCCCAUUUCGCCACCCUUGCCCACCUGUCCGUCAUUAAUGUUAAAUGUUUUAUAUUGUAAUAUUGAUAUUUUUUAAAUUAUUGGUACAAAGUCUCCCCUUGUCUUAUGUCAAAAAACUAAAAAAAGUGCAUUAUUGCCCGUGCUGCCUAGGUUGGCCUGGGAGUGUAUUUUUUAAAAACGAGGCCACUUCCUCUCUGUCCUGGAAAUCGUCAAGGCGUUGGUGCUGCAGCGGUAGUGUAGCAAGCCGCAGGUCAACCUGAACCCUUUACUCUGCAGGAUGGAGGUCACAAAAUCUUAACUGUAGAUUUUUAACUUGAGUGUUUUUUCUAUGUCUACUAGCUCUAAAUUCUGAGAGUUUUUAACAUAGCCUCUGCAUUAGCAUCACACCCUCCCCCCCCCCUCCAAACCUCCCCUACCCACCCCUCCACCGCUCCAAGCUUUGGAUAUUUUUGGGGGGGCUUUUUUUGUUUACAUGUUGAGUCGCCUCUUUUACGCUAAAACCGCCCCUGGCUCCUCACUUCAUCUUUCAUGCCUAUGCGAGUCUGACAAGAGCAGCUUUGUCACAUUUCACUCAAACUAAUAGAAAGGGGGUGAUGCAUGCUUUUAAAAAAAAAAAAAAAUGUGUCGCCUUGACAAUCCGAGCUGGUUUACAGUCAAUCGUUGUUUUUGUUUUUUUGUUUUUUUUUUCCUCUUAAAACAUCUGCGGAGUUUUAAGAGAUAGGGAGAAUAACUUGAUAACACGCCUCACUCUUUAACUGUCAAAAGGGGUCAAAAAAAUGUUACAUGCCUUCUUUAACCACACGCUGUAUUAACCUGGCGACAAAGCUUUCAGAGGAAAUUGAAAGAAAAAAAAUUUGCAUUUGCAAUGCUUUUUUUUUUUUUUUAAAUAAAAUAUCCGCACUUAAAAGUGCAGUGUGUAGAAUUAAGUGGCAUCUAGUGGAACAAAUGGAAUAAAAUACAUAAAAAUGAGUAUGUUUUAAUUUGUGAUAAUGGGCUGAAAUUACGAAUCAGCCCUUUAUAUCUACAUAGGGAGCCGGUUCCUACGGUAGCACAGACUGGACAAACUAAACACUGGCUCCAGAGAGGGUCUUUCGCAUUUUUUCCACACGUUUCGCAGCCUCUGUAGAUUGUCAGUAAGGGGGAUAUUGAGUUGGCUGCAAUCUACAACACCACCACUAGAUGUCACUAAAUUCUACACACUGAUCCUUUAACUGGUUUCUCUCUGUUUGUGUGUCUGGUCAUAUUUGUUCCACUCUUCCAAAAGCAGCUGUUCUUGUGUUUGUUUGUUUGUUUUUUGUUUUUUUAUAAUGAGCUCUGAACAAUGUAUGUAGCUAUCCUCUAAUAUGCCAAAUGUCUUUUAUAAUGUAGUUUUCAUGCACUGCUAAACAAAACAGGGCAGAGUGAGAGGCAGCUUUAAACAAAUAUUAAAAAAAAGGAGUGUGGAGCCCUUCUCUGUCGCACUCAGCCUUACUUCUCCUUAAGACUAUUUGGCUGUUUGCACUAACCAAGGAUCUUGCGCUAACCUUUCUUUUUUUUCUCUCACGCAUUUCAUCCUCACACUUUAUCACUUCAUGUGUGUACAUUUGGACUUUUCUCACAUUUCCCCUUUUUCCUCUUUUUGUUUAACACACAGCCUGUUAUGCUUAGCUUUGCUACAGUCAGAUCACCUUUUUUUUUUUUUUUUUGAUUGUCAUUUGCCCCCUUCUUUUCUUUUUCUUCUCCUUCUUCUCCUUCUUCUUCUUCUUCUUCACACCCUUUCACUAUCCUUCACUCUCACUGUAUCUGUAUUAUUCUAGUAAUGGUAAGCAGAGGUGUCAUUGUGGUAGUUUUACUCAGUGCUCAAAGGGUUGCUGAUGGUAGAAACCUGUGCCGUUUGUAACAUUUAGCAAUAACGUCAAAACAAAGGGGAUGGUUUUUUUGAUAACAUGCAUUAGUUUGUUUUUGUACAUAUUGCAGCUCCAGAUCAUGCUCAAAUCUGUAUGUCAUUAAAAGAAGAAAAAAACGAGAAAAAACUUGCAAUAUUGGCAUAAAAACGAGAAAUAAAAAAGUGAUAUAAAAUCACA